Oryzias latipes (Japanese medaka) is the source of this 6356-nucleotide messenger RNA. It is a transcript of the gene ptpn23a, whose product is annotated as protein tyrosine phosphatase, non-receptor type 23, a. NCBI's taxonomy places the organism in Eukaryota, Metazoa, Chordata, Actinopteri, Beloniformes, Adrianichthyidae. Gene Ontology annotation, molecular function: protein tyrosine phosphatase activity; protein binding. Gene Ontology annotation, cellular component: endosome. The record is from RefSeq and is a predicted model, not a curated record. Gene Ontology annotation, biological process: protein dephosphorylation; early endosome to late endosome transport; endocytic recycling.
ACGUGCCCUCACAGCUUCCGGUUGAAGUGUAAAUGGAUACAUGACACAGUUGUUUGGAGGAAAUCGAUCUUCGGGAUAAGUGGCGUCUACAGAAAAAGGAAACCUCCCCCUUUGCUUUUAAAUCAAAUCCUGAUAGCGGCCCCUAAAGCUGGCCGCCAUGGAAGCGGUCCCCCGAAUGCCGAUGAUCUGGCUGGAUCUAAAAGAGGCUGGGGAGUUCCAGUUCAGCCCGUCCGUCAGGCAGUUCAUCUUGAAAAAUUAUGGAGAAAAUCCAGACAACUACAAUGAACAGAUGAAGAAACUAGAGACUCUGCGACAGAGUGCAGUAAAUGUGACUAGGGACUUCGAGGGCUGCAGCACCCUGAGGAAGUACUUUGGACAGCUGCAUUACCUGCAGAGCAGAGUUCCCAUGGGAGCAGGCCAGGAGGCAGCGGUACCCAUCUCAUGGACAGAAAUUUUCUCUGGAAAAAACGUGACCCAUGAUGACAUCAGCUAUGAGCAGGCAUGCAUCCUGUACAAUCUAGGGGCUCUGCACUCCAUGCUGGGCGCCAUGGACAACAGGGUCUCUGAGGAGGGAAUGAAAGUGUCCUGCACGCACUUUCAGUGCUCAGCGGGGGCCUUCACCUACCUCAGAGACCAUUUCAGCCACAACUUCAGCGUGGACAUGAGCCACCAGAUUCUGAACCUCAACAUCAAUCUCAUGCUGGGCCAGGCUCAGGAGUGUCUUCUGGAGAAGUCCAUGUUGGACAACAGGAAAAGUUUUCUGGUUGCCCGAAUUAGCGCUCAGGUGGUGGAUUACUACAAAGAAGCCUGCAGGGCUCUGGAGAACUCCGAGACGGCGUCCAUGCUGGGAAAGAUCCAGAAAGACUGGAAGAAGCUGGUUCAGAUGAAAAUAUACUACUUUGCUGCUAUUGCACAUCUUCACAUGGGAAAACAGGCAGAGGAACAGCAGAAAUUUGGAGAACGGUUGGCUUACCUGCAGAGCUCCUUGGACAAACUGGGGGAAGCUAUCAAGCUAGCUAAGGGUCAGCCUGACGGUGUGCAGGAAGCCUUGAGAUUUACCAUGGAUGUCAUUGGCGGAAAGUAUAAUUCUGCCAAAAAGGACAACGACUUCAUUUAUCAUGAGACGGUUCCCUCGCUGGAGACGCUGGCAUCAGUCAAAGGCGCUCCUCUGGUGAAGGCUCUGCCUGUAAACCCCACGGAUCCCAGCGUCACUGGGCCGGACCUGUUUGCCAAACUGGUGCCCAUGGCUGCACACGAAGCCUCGUCGCUGUACAGUGAGGAGAAAGCAAAGCUGCUGAGAGACAUCAUAGCCAAGAUUGACGGCAAGAAUGAAACCCUAGAGCAGUUCAUGGACUCUCUCGGACUGGAGCCAGAUUCUGUGGAUAACCUGGAGAUGUACAGCCACAUCCCUCCGGUCCUGAUGGAGAAAUGUGCAGCCCUCAGCGUUCGACCAGACACCGUUAAGAGUCUCAUUCAGUCCAUGCAGGUGCUCUCAGGCGUCUUCACUGACGUGGAAUCAUCACUGAGGGAAAUCAAAGAUGUCCUGGAGGCAGAUGAGACCGGAGAGCAAGCUCUCAAGGAGGCUGGAGGCCCCGCUGCAGGCGACAUACACCCAGCAGCACAAGGCCAGGCUCUGGCAGAGAUCCAGAGGGACCUGGAAAAGUACAUGGAGGCCCACGAGAAGGCCAGCUUUACCAACACAGAGCUUCACCGGGCCAUGAACCUGCACAUCAGCAACCUGCGCCUGCUCGGAGGUCCACUGGACAGCCUGAGAGAGGCUCUGCCACGGCCACAGCUCAGUGAAGAGGAGGUGGCAGGGCUGCAGACGAUGAAGCGGAUCCUGGGGAAAGUUCAGGAGAUGAGGGAGCAGAGGAACUCUUUGGAAAAGCAGCUCCGGGACCUCAUCCAGCAGGACGACAUCACCUCAACGCUGGUCACCACAGAAAGAGGCGACAUGAAGCGCAUAUUUGAGGAGCAGCUGAAGAAGUACGAGCAGGUGAAGGUGUACAUCGACCAGAACCUUGCAGCGCAGGAGAACAUCCUGAAGGCUCUGACUGAGGCAAACGUUCAGUAUGCGUCAGUUCGUAAGCGACUGAGCCAGACGGAGCAGCAGUGGAACAGCACUGUCCAGGGCCUGGUGGGCUCGUAUGAAGCCUAUGAAGACCUCAUGAAGAAGUCACAGGAGGGAAAGGAGUUCUACGAUGACCUGGAAGCCAAAGCGUCUCGCCUGUUAGAGAAGGCAAAGACCCUGUGUCAGACCAGAGCAGAGGAAAGAAGGCCCAUCUUGGAAAAAGAGAUUCAGAAGAAAGCUCCUGCACGUCCUACAGCAGCAAAGCCUUCUUUAAAGCCCAGAGGGUCUGAUGUUGACUCCGCCUCCUCUAGUAUGGAGGAUCCAGAGUUGGCGCAGAUUAAUGCUGCCAUCUUGGCUUUGGGUGGGGACCUUCCAGAGGACCUCCAAAGCCUCCCUUGUGACAUUCCCUCCAUCCCCAAUGCAAGAGGUCACCUGCUAGGUCCUGAAGCCUUCAUGCCUCCUGCUGAGAAACUCGGCGGCAGCUCAUCCUUGCCUUGGCCAGGUGCUUCAGCUGCAGGUCACCCUCACUUCCCUGCUAACCUGCCGCCUCCAGAAGUGCUGGCUCGGAUUGCACAGUUUCCUACUUCAGGGGGGCUGGGACCACAAGGGCCUUUCCCUCAGAUGACCCAGCAGAGGUUUCCCCAAAUGCCCGCCCAGACAGUAGUGCCUGGUUAUCGGCCCCCGCCUCCUCGAGCUACUCAAACGGGCCUCGUCGCUCCUGUUCCAGUCCGGCCUGCAAACACUACAGUGGACAGCGGUCAGCCCCAUAUCCCGAAUUACACCCCCACACCACGACACCCUGUCCCACCUGCAGCCUCAGGAAGCUACCCACAGAUGGGGGCAUACCCCCACUUGAUGCAUCAACAAGGCCUUCCCAUGCAGGGCCCAGCCCAGGUGUCGGCAUCCCAGGCACAGCAGCAAAAACAUCUGCAGCAAUUCCCCCAACCCACAAGGCAAGAGCCCCCGCAGGGAUACCAGCCUGUCCCGGCCCCCUAUCACCCCCAGGCCCAACAGAACUACCCGCAUGGAUACAUGCCCCCUCAGGCCGGCGUUCCCCCUCAGUACCAGCAGACUUUCCCAGGCCAUCAUCAGCAAAAUGGCUUUCAGCCUCAACCCCAAAUCCCCCAAAGUUAUCAGGCUCCACAAGGCUAUGUCCCCCAGCAGCCCCCCCAUUUGAUGUCAGGAUCCCUGCAGAGGCCCCCUCAGGUACAGAUACCCCCCCAGGCAACCCACUCAGCGACCCCCACCACUUCCCAGCCGGCCCCGUCCAUACCUCAGCCAUAUCUUCCCCACCUAGGCCAGCAGAUGCCCCCUGGACUCCCCCAUCAGCAGAUGCUGCCACAGCAGCAGAUGCAGAUGCCCCCCAACCCCCAGCAGAUGCUGCCACACCCCCAGAUGCAGAUCCCUGGUGGACCCAGAGUACAGAUGCCUCCAGCAACACAGAGCUUUAUGCCCCCCUCUGGCCAUCCCAUCCACCCCAACCUGCACCCCCAGCCUCAUAUGGGGGCUGGCCCCCAGAUUAACCUCCCAAGGGGGCCGAUGCCCCAAAUGCAGCAGAGUCCAAUACCCCCCCAGCACCAUCCCAUGCCCGGUCAGCCAAACAUGCCUCAGCAGCCCAUGCAGAUGCAUAGCCAACCUCAGUCGCAUCCCACUCACUCUGGGAGGGUAAGCUACCCGGGGGGGCCUCCACUAACACCCCAGGCCCCCAUUCCUCAGGCUCCCCACUCUAUGACCCAGCCUUCAGCCAUGUAUCCAGCAGGGACUAAUCUACCUCCAGUGUCUCCACAACAGCCCCCUGUCUUAGGCCAGCAUGCUCCUCCUGCCCCCCAGCACCUCAUUCAGCCCUCCCCAGCAGUGCAGCCGACCAACCCCAUACCCCCUUCUCCUUCGCCCUCCCCGUCCCCUUCUCCGUCUCCAGGUCCGUCCUCUCUUUGUCUGGUUCCUCAACAGAGGCCCACGCUCACUCCCACUCCUGGAAACAUAGCUCCUCCCACUCUCCCCUCCCCCUCUGCUGCCUCUCCAUCUACGUCGUCGUUUCUGCGGCAGAACUCCAGCACAGAUGAUCUCCUCUCUUCAAGCCCAGAAAGCCAAAGUGGGGGAACCAAGGCCGCCACCAACGUCCUACAACCCACCAAAGCUGACCCCCAGGAUGGGGAGCGCCGGAAGAAAAGCUCUCAGGGGGUUCUCCUCAUUCAAGGGGAUCCAUACCAAGCCCCCGAGCGGGUCGCGUACCUUCACCACGAACUGGAACGUUACAGGGCUCAGGUGGAGUUCCUGGAGCAGCCCUCAGAGAGCGAAGGGGGCCUGUCGGUGCUCGACGCCCGCUGGAAGGAGCUCCAGGACCAGCAGGAGAGGGACGCCCGUCAGCUCUCCAUCGCCAUCGCUCGCUGCUACACCAUGAAGAACCGCCACCAGGACGUCAUGCCUUACGACUUCAAUCGGGUUGUGCUGCAGUCGGGCAAAGACGACUACAUAAACGCCAGCUACGUAGAGGACCUGUCACCGUAUUGUCCACGCCUUAUUGCCACGCAGGCUCCGCUCUCCGGCACGGCGGCCGACUUCUGGCUGAUGGUGUACGAGCAGAAAGUGUCUCUGAUAGUCAUGCUUGUUUCCGAGCAGGAGCUGGAGAAGGGGAAAGUUCUCCGUUACUUCCCAACGGAGCGAGGUCAGCAGCUCUCCCAAGGACCAAUCACUCUCAGCCUAACCACACAGAAGACCACGCCCACCCACGUGGAGCGCAUGAUCAGCCUGCAGUUCCGCGACCAAAGCCUGAAGCGCACUGUCGUGCAUCUCCAGUUUACUUCGUGGCCGGAGUUGGGUCUUCCUGACAGCAAAGGGAACCUGCUGCGCUUCAUCCAGGAAGUUCAUGGACAUUACCUGCACCAGAGGCCCCUACACACCCCUGUUGUUGUGCACUGCAGCUCUGGCGUCGGGCGCACCGGCGUCUUUAGCCUCCUGUAUGCAGCUCUGCAGGAACUGGAGUCAGGAAAAGGAAUCCCAGACCUUCCAGUUUUGGUGAAGAAGAUGAGACAACAGAGGAAGAACAUGCUUCAGGAGAAGCUUCAUCUGAAGUUCUGCUAUGAGGCCGUGUUGAAGCACGCUGAGCAGGUUCUCCAGCGUCAUGGCAUCACUGCUGCCUCGUACAGCAAGAACACCAACCCUGCAGCCGCAAAGCCUUACUCCAGACAAGAGUCUCAGCUCGACCUCGUCCUCGGCGGCGACAUGCCCAUCAGCUCCAUCCAGGCCACCAUCGCAAAGCUCAGCAUCCGGCCCCCCAGCACAGACCCCACGGCGGAGGCCGGGGCGAUGGGGGCGAUGCUUCCAGGCCUGGACUCGACGGGUGACAUCCAGCUGCUGCAGGAUCCCUGCCCCCCCACAGACUGCCAGCUGCCCUCCUCCCUGAGCCCGCCUCUCACAUCGCCGACCCAAUCUCCCCCACCACCUAACGGACUGGACAGUCUCUCUCCUCCUACUCCACCCAAUCACCAGCCUGUCCCGGAAGCCCCGCCCAGCGUCAGCCCACCUCCAGCCUCCACUGCUGCAGCUUCUUCAUCCCUGGAGCUCCUGGCCUCUCUGACUCCGGAGGCUUUCUCCCUGGAAGGGGGAGGGAAAGGGAAGCAGCGGGUCACCAAGCAGAGCUUCCUGCAGCCAGCAGAGGGUCAGGGUCUCCAUGGGGUUCGAGGCAGUGACGGUGAUGACCCUCUCAGCUCUCUGGACCCGCUCUGGAGCCUGGGCAAGCGCUGAGACGCCUCUGCAAACCGCCUUUCCGCUUUUAACCACCAGGUGUCAGUAGAACACACUAACCCGGCUUUUUCAGAAGGAAAAUCUGAAUCCCAAGAGUGCUGGAGACAUUUUAAUGGUCUUAGUUACCAACAUGUGCCUGUUGGCAGACACGGUGUCACCUCUCAAACAGACAUGGAACCCCCCCCACCAUCGUUCUUUUCAUUCCUGGAGACCUGUGGGACCAGAUCACUAUGCACUUGUCUGGACUUUCACUCCUUUGCUGCUUUCUUUGUGCGCUAGUGGAUGGAAGCACUCCUGCACCUCCAGCUUCAGAUCUGCCCACCCCUCCAAAGAUUCCCAGCAUGCACUUCCUCCACAACGUCCAUUUCCAUAAUCAUUUAUAGGACUGUCGGAGAUCACGUCGGCCGAAACAAUUCUGUCAUUUUGGUAACAAAUGGAGAAAAAUGAGCUCGUCUUAACAAGUUUAUUUCCUUAACAAUGUGGGAGAGAUUGAUUAUUGUUCAUUGUUGUAAAAUUAUUAAAUAAAGUCAGUAGACCACAA